This is a messenger RNA of Lates calcarifer (barramundi perch), 1387 nucleotides long. RefSeq lists its product as uncharacterized. Lineage: Eukaryota; Metazoa; Chordata; Actinopteri; Centropomidae. The coding region runs from base 307 to 780 and encodes 157 amino acids. The transcript is spliced from 9 exons. The record is from RefSeq and is a predicted model, not a curated record.
GAACUACUUUUAUUCGUUUUAUUAUAAAUUGUGCAGUUAAUACUGUAUUUCCCGCAGAACUGUGGUGGGUACAUUAUUUAUAAGGCCUUAUUUUGAAAGUCCCUGACCGGAUGUAGCGGGUACCCUCGUGUCUGACCACCCCUGCUGUGCAGAGAUUAAAAUGUCUAACGCCAGUUUUGAUAAAUCAUCACGGGUAUCAAAGGUCUGGAUCGCUUUGAGGCGGCUUGACAAAAACGGUUCGUAUAUUUCUAUGACAGAGUGGUGGCUCUUAGAGAGGUGUCCAUUCCUCCAGCAGCUGAUGUCACCAUGAUCAUACAGAUUAUCACCACUCCCUUUGGGCUGAACUCCUCUGAUGUAAUAUUCAAGAUAAGAAACCACCGUGGCUGUCUGAUCCCUCUGAACAACUCCAUCCCUGCUAACAGUAAGCACAUGCCUUACGUGCUUGAGGUAGCCAAGAUCUUUCAGCAUGUGCAUCCCAAGCCCAGAAUCAUCCCUAUGACUGUGAUUAACAAGAGCAUGAAGACGAGGCUACAGACUAUUGACAGAAGGUUUGUCUGGACCACAAAGCUCACUUGCCAGAAUAUGAAUUUAGAUUCCAGUGUUUUAUUACAGAUUCAGAGACUGGAGGAUCUUCUGCCUCAGAUCAAACUCAGGCGCAAUGAAAAACUUGGUCAGGAGAUUGAAUGUCUCAACCAGAAGCUGAGGUUUCUUCAAAGGAGAAUGCAGGUUGCAGAUUCUCAUAGCUGGAAGGGGGUGCUUACCAGAGCACCUCUGUGGUAAACCAACAUCUACCCACAUUUCCAGCUAUUUUGGAAGACACAAGCCAUCUUCUAGGACUAGGACUAGUUUAAUAAAUACAAACCUUGGGCUACUGGAAACAUGAACAUCACAAACUCACCUCUCUAACCUCCAGGGAACAAUAACUUUACAUGGAAACUGUCAUUCCCAAACGCUGCAUACCAAUAAUAAAUUCAGAUUUUCUGCUAAAAAAGGUUUAUUUUCUUAGAACUAUGUGUGCUGCUCUCACCUCUGCUGUCCUGAGUACUGUAGCCUUGGUUUUAUUACAACUGCACAUAUGAUAUAUAUUUUAUUAUACUAGUUGUACACCUCAGAGACAUUUUUCUUACAGAGUAUUUUCAGUAGAUUAACUGCUAUUUUUGGCCUGUAAAGACAGAAAUCUAUUAUAUUUUCCUGUCUGAAAAUGUAGUGAGAAAUUCAGUGUUUUGUAGGUGUAACUGAGAGACAACAUAUUUGUGACAUUUUUGUGUGGAUUCCUACUAGAACAUACUAUGGCAUGUAUAUGAUUGAUAAAUGACCAGAUGUAACCUGUGAUCUAACCUCAUGUUGUUUGUACCAUGAAAUUAAUUAAAUAAAGGAGAAAAACAGA